Molecule: messenger RNA, 1455 nt
Organism: Lytechinus variegatus (green sea urchin)
Lineage: Eukaryota; Metazoa; Echinodermata; Echinoidea; Temnopleuroida; Toxopneustidae
Product: solute carrier family 35 member G1-like
Exons: 2
Coding region: 231-1451 (406 amino acids)
Cellular component (GO): membrane
Source: RefSeq, a predicted model, not a curated record
ACGUAAGAUAUAAAAAGCCAUUCUAUAAGAAAAUAAUUUACGCAAUACGAUUUAAACAAAACGUUGCAUGCAUGCAAGAUCAUUGGUCAUAACCCCCGGAUCAGAAUAUGGACCUCAUUUCAAUAGUGAGUGGACAAUUUUUCAGGGAAAUUACAGUUUCGUAUUUGGAUUACUGAUGAUACCUACUAGUAUUCCACGGCGGGAUAUCUCUAUCUAUAUAUGUGUACAAUAUGGCGAACUGCGCAUCAUUUCGACAGAUGAGACAAAGUAUGGGAACAUAUUAUGAUGAAAGUGAAAUUCAGAACAUGAGAGAGUGGCAUUAUGUUUCACCGGCGCACGUAGACAAAUACUGGAGGGAAAGGCAUCAUCCGAGAUCCUUAGGACAGGAUGGCUACAGGGUAACGGCCAUCGAAAAAUUCUGGAAUGGUUUAAAAAGGUCAGCGACCCUGACGUGGACGUCAUCAAUGACGCUAUUACACAGAUACCGUGGGAUACUUUGGGCAAUCUUCUGCAUCCUCACGGCGACAUCGUGUUCCCUCUGUGUGAAGCUUCUGACCGGAAGUGUUCCUCCAAGCCAGUUAAUCUUCUUCCGAGGCAUCUUCCAGAUUCUCUUCGCCGCACCUUGUAUCGUGUUUUUCAAACAUCCUUUGCGAUAUCCGCCAAAGUCGGUUAUGCUGAUCACGGUACGAGGGAUAAUCGGGACGUUCUUAUCCUUCUUGUGUUACUAUUCCUACCAGGCAAUUCCUGUGGCCACAGCUAAAGCUCUGAUAUACAGCUCCCCAGUCUUAGUAGCCAUCUUUGCAGGGGUGUUCCUCAAGGAGAAAUGCUCGCUAGGGACAACAUUCUUCUCUUUCUUAACAGUUGUAUCGGUUGUUCUUGUCGUUCAACCGCCGUUUAUUUUUGGAAGCAGAGGAGACACUGCGUCCUCUAUAGUCGGUUUGAUGUGCUCCUCCGCUGGGGCUUUCACCGUGGCCGUCAACGUCAUCAUCCUCCGUUACAUACAGAUGCGUCGAAUCAACGCCCACGUCAUCGUGUUUGCAUAUGGUGUCAUUGCCGCAGUUUGCUGUGCCAUCUUUCCAGCUACCGGUCUCGAGAGAUGGACAAACCCAGGGUGUUCUUCAAAGCGUCGUAUCAUCAUCCUCAUGUGUCUUUCAGGAUUUCUUGAGCAGGUUUCAGGUACCCUUGCUCUUAAAACUGAGAAAGCUUCAGUGAUCUCCGUCUUACGGGGCAACGAUGUCAUUGUGUCUUUUGUCUUCGAGUUCUUCAUUUUCCAUACCUUGCCCGGAGCGUGGACUGUCGUCGGUAUAUUUGGCGUUGUAGGGAGUGCCAUUGGUAUGACAGUUUCUUCUCACUUUGCAAGCGAAAGAGACAAGAAGAGAGAAACAAAGGAUAAACAUCAUACGAUAUCAGACACCAACUAUCAUGAUUGUGAUACAAAAAUGGAAGUUUAAUAAC